AUGAGCUAUCUGGUCAUCGGCUCCGUUUACGGGUCUCCACUCGGUGACAUCAUACCUCUUCAGCUGCAGAGCGCGAUGCAGACUUUGGGCGACCUAGGACUUACACUGCUCACCGCUUGUGGCGGCAUAUCAACCCGGCGCGGUAUGCUCGCUCAGUCAAAGGCAUUCGCUGUCUCCUUGAACGAUCUUCUCAGUGGAAACAAUGAAAGGAGCGCCUUGCAAGAAUUCAGUGAUGAAGUGAGCACGGGCGACACGGGCACCCUGCUGGAUUGGGUCAACACUCGCAUCGGAACAGUGCUAGUUGGUGCGGCCCUUCUCGAUGACAUCGUCAGCCUCGUCAUCGCCUCAGUGGUGUAG
Molecule: messenger RNA, 357 nt
Organism: Tilletiaria anomala UBC 951
Lineage: Eukaryota; Fungi; Basidiomycota; Exobasidiomycetes; Georgefischeriales; Tilletiariaceae
Exons: 2
Coding region: 1-357 (118 amino acids)
Source: RefSeq, a predicted model, not a curated record